AUCUGCCUUAAGUAUAGUAGUAAUAAAGACACCAAUUCUCAAGGAGUGGAAACUGUGCAGUUGUGACUUAACUUUUUGACUAAAAUGUCUUAUUUGAUGCUUGGAAGCAAGAAAUUAGAGGGACCCAAAGAUGGAUUGCAAAGAAUGGGCUUUUUAUGCACAUUUGAUGUACACAAGCAACUCAAUAAGCCUAGAUAAUCAAUUAACAUUUCCUAAAGGGAAUUCUUGAAGCAUAAUCCAAUAGGGUAUAAUAGGUUUUUCUUGAACUUUGCAAGUCAAUCAAUGCCUACCAUCUUCACCACCAAAAUCUCACUUUGCUGCUAAGACAUUACAUUGUGCUUAUAAUUUGGACAACUCUUGCCUAAACACUCCCAAAAUGGAUGAGGACAUGACACUGUUCUGCAUCAUAAUGAAUGAAUGACAUUUAUAGAUGCUAAGUCAUCAUCAUCACAUGGAUCUUGAUAGAUACUUUUAACUGAACUAAUAUCAUAGCUUUGUACUCACAAUCAUAGUAAAAAUUCAAUUGAUUAUUGGGAUGAAGCCCACAUCAAACUAGUAUUUUCCAUCUUGUUUUCAAACUAUAAUAUCUCUAUAGGACAGUCUCUUUUUUUAUUUGUAUAUACCAACCAUAUCUUAGAACCAUCCUAUAUAAAGCCUUCCCAUCAGAAAUUAACAUUCAAGAAAGAAACACCCUUAAAAAAGACACCAUAGAGAAAGAUUCGAAAUAGAAAGCAAGAAAUGAAGCUAUUUUACCCCUUCUUUGCUCUAUUCCAUCUCCUCUUUGUGCUGAUGACAAUUCCAGCAACAGAAAGCCAAAGCUUGAUCAAUUCAACCUGCAAAAACAUCGCAAGAAAUGAUCCGAACAUCAACUUCAACUUCUGCAAAACUUCCCUCCAGGCCGCCCCGGCCAGCAGAUGUGCCAGCCUGCGAGGUCUUGGCAUGAUCUCCAUCAGGCUCGUGCGCUACAAUGUAACAGAUACACGGUGCCACAUCAAGCAGCUAUUGAGAAACAGGAAAUGGGAUCCCUAUACCAAACAGUGCUUGAGCGAUUGCUUCGAGCUAUACUCGGAUGCAAUCCCUUCAGUUAAGCAGGCAAUGAGAUACUACAAUGAUAAACGAUUUGAUGAUGUUAAUGUUCAGAUAACCUCGAUUAUGGACGCUUCCACUACCUGUGAGGAUGGCUUCAAGGAGAGGAAGGGCGUGGUUUCGCCUCUCACUAAAAGAAACAAAGACGUGUUCCAGCUAUCCGCUAUAACACUUUCUGCUAUGCGCGUGAUUCAAAGAGGUACAGGCUGAUCAUUCUACCUAUCUAUGUUUUCAAAAGUUCGAUUGCAUAUACUCUUAGUAUAACAUAUUGGCAUCGACACUAAGUUUUUUGUCGCUAUCGGUAGGUAAGUUUGGUCAGAAUGUACCCUCAAGUAAGAGUUACAUUUUGUGUCUCAUAUUUAUCGACAAGUAAUAUCAUCUGAGUGACUUUUACUGAAUUGUUUCAUGACCUAUGUCACUCUUCUCCUACCCUAUAUGUAUUCUAUUCAUGUUUCUCUAAAUACAGAAGAAGAUUACACAGAAACAUCGAUAUAAUGAAGCUAUUA
Messenger RNA from Andrographis paniculata, 1592 nucleotides. RefSeq names its product putative invertase inhibitor. The coding region runs from base 739 to 1296 and encodes 185 amino acids. The record is from RefSeq and is a predicted model, not a curated record. The transcript has a single exon. Gene Ontology annotation, molecular function: enzyme inhibitor activity. NCBI's taxonomy places the organism in Eukaryota, Viridiplantae, Streptophyta, Magnoliopsida, Lamiales, Acanthaceae.